CGCGUUCUCGAAACUUCCGCGCGCAUCGCGAACUUUCCGGCGCUACUGCUCCGCGAAAUUCCCGCGUCCUGAAAAAAAUUUUGGAUUUUUUUUUACACUAGCCGGUGUAUAGAAUGAAAAACUGAUGUCUCGGUAUUUUCCCUUCGUGUGGUAUCUGAGGAAGUUGUCCGUGCUCUCCGCCUGAGGGCAAUCAUCCGCGCGCGGUCGAACGGCGGCUGCUUUUGCCGGUUUUCAAUCGGCGUGGUUGGUUGUAGUUUCUGACUUUGCGGGGUCGCACGGAGAAUGUUCGGACAUACGAGUAGAAUAGGUUGUGCACUAUUGGUGGCCCGAGCCGUUGUGAUCUCCGGCCGACAUUCCAAAAGGUUCUAUCCAGCCAAAAAGCGACGGUUUUACAAAGAAGUCAGCAUAGUCAGGUCUGGUGAUCAGUUUGAGGUCUGCCUUGACCAGAGGAAAAUCAAGACGCCCCUUGGACAACUUCUUCUCAUCCCGAAUGAAGCCUUGGCUGUUGCGGUCGCUACAGAAUGGGACUGCCAGCAGAAAGAAAUCAACCCCAACGAAAUGCAUUUGACUGGUCUUUGCAACACAGUCCUGGACAACCCUUCCAAAAAGACAAAGGAAGAUAUGGUAUCCGACAUAUUGGAGUUCCUGGAAUCGGACACUCUUUGCUAUCGAAUGGAGGAACCCGAGGAUCUUGUCAUCCUUCAAAAAGAGAAGUGGGAUCCCUUGUUGCGAUGGUACGAAGAAAGGUUCGGCGUGCGGCUGGAAGCAAAGAGUGACCUGACGGUGUCAAAGCUGCCCCAAGAAGUGUGCGACGUCGUGUUCAAACACCUGAUGUCAUAUUCGUUAUGGGGGCUUACAGGCAUUCAGUACGGCUCGGAAAGCCUCAAGUCUCUUGUCCUAUUCCAAGCGGCCUUGGCGCAGCACCUGAGUGUGGAGCAAGCUGUCAUGCUGGGAAGGUUGGAGAGCGAGUUUCAGACAAGUCGCUGGGGCAGCGUCGAGUGGGCACACGACCUCGACCGAGAGCAAGUUCUCAGCCGAGUGGCAGCGGCUGUCCUCUUCGUGCAGCUGACCUCGGAGUCUUCGAGCAUCGUCUCCAAGUCGAACGCGGACAAUCAAGCUCGUCAGUUGCCUGCGAGUGCGAAGAGGUGAACGACCAUCAACAGAAUAGGUUCUUUUCUUGGCUGGCAUCGAGUGGUCCCUCCUCGUUAGGUGUGAACUUGUUAAGUGGAGUUUAUAGGUUAAGAGUAGUGUUUCAUAACAUUACACUAUAGGGAAAUGUGGCACUAGUGUCUAUGGAAGCUGCGAUGCAUGGCGCUUUAGCCAGCAUGAGAAUACACCCAACUUCAUUAUAACGAAGUUGCAUCCCGAUCAAAAAUGAGUUUGUUGUUUCUAAAAGUUCAUUAUAAAAGUUAAUUCCAAAUACUAUACUUAUAAGAAUAUUUUUGAUUUGCUUUGCUAUAAACUGUAUUGUCGCAGGGCUGUGACGUGAAUGAAGAGAGCACACUCGAUGUUCAGAG
Molecule: messenger RNA, 1517 nt
Organism: Rhipicephalus microplus (southern cattle tick)
Lineage: Eukaryota; Metazoa; Arthropoda; Arachnida; Ixodida; Ixodidae
Product: ATP synthase mitochondrial F1 complex assembly factor 2 homolog l(2)k14505
Biological process (GO): mitochondrial proton-transporting ATP synthase complex assembly
Cellular component (GO): mitochondrion
Source: RefSeq, a predicted model, not a curated record